CUCUCUUACACUCUGCAAAGUGUAAACCCUCAAAUCUUUCUCUUUCUCUCUCUUUCGUGUUUGAAUUUGUAAAUCUGAAAAAGCGUUACGCUUCGAAGCUACCCAAGUUUGAAAGUUUGAAACUUGCUUUUGAAUCUGUAAUCACUUCAUCAAAAGCAGUGCAGGAUUGAAGGUAUAACUGUCGUCUCGAUCGCUGCAAGGAUCCAAUUCUUUCCGGAGAAGAUGAUUUGAUCGGUAAAUUAUCAGAAGAACUACAGAAGAGGAAGGUUUUGAUUAUUAUUAUGGCUAUUCGGUCGAUUCUCUGUUGCGGAAAGGGAUUUGAUAGGAAAGAAGAAGAGAAGAAGAAGCCAGCAUGGAGAGUUUUCUCUUUGAAGGAAUUGCAUUCAGCUACAAACAAUUUCAACUAUGAUAACAAGCUUGGAGAAGGAGGAUUCGGAAGUGUAUAUUGGGGUCAGCUAUGGGAUGGAUCUCAAAUUGCAGUUAAGAGGCUGAAGGUUUGGAGUAACAAAGCAGAAAUGGAAUUCGGCGUAGAAGUUGAGAUACUAGCACGAGUUCGACACAAGAACUUGUUGAGUCUUCGCGGCUAUUGCGCGGAAGGACAAGAACGUUUGAUCGUGUAUGAUUACAUGCCGAAUCUCAGCUUGCUUUCUCAUCUUCAUGGCCAGCAUUCUUCGGAUUCUCUUCUUAAUUGGAACAGAAGAAUGAACAUCGCCAUUGGAUCUGCUCAAGGAAUACUCUACCUUCAUCAUCAUGCGAUGCCUCAUAUAAUCCACAGAGACAUUAAAGCGAGCAAUGUCUUGCUAGAUUCAGAUUUUGAAGCUCGUGUGGCGGAUUUUGGAUUUGCAAAGCUAAUACCGGAUGGAGCAACACACGUGACCACGAGAGUGAAAGGAACGUUAGGUUAUCUAGCUCCGGAAUAUGCAAUGUUAGGGAAGGCGUCGGAGAGUUGCGAUGUUUACAGCUUUGGGAUUCUCCUGUUAGAGCUUGCGAGUGGGAAGAAACCGAUUGAGAAAGUGAAUGUGACGACAAAGAGAUCGAUUACUGAAUGGGCUCUUCCGUUGGUUCGCGAGAGGAAAUUUGGAGAGAUUGUUGAUCCUAGGUUGAAAGGUGAGUAUGUAGAGGAGGAACUGAAAAGAGUAGUGUUUGUUGGACUGAUUUGUGCUGAUAGUCUGCCUGAGAAGAGACCGACUAUUCUCGAGGUUGUCGAGCUUCUAAAGGGAGAAUCGAAGGAAAAGUUUGAGGCUUUGGAGAACAAUGAAUUGUUCAAGGCUCCUCCAAAGAUCGAAGAGAAAACCGGAGACGAUAGCAUCCCAUUGGAACAAAAAGAAGUUCCUGGAAGCUGAACUAAAGCUUAGUUUUAAAACUAGUGAUUAGAAUCUAAAAAAAACUAGAAAGUGGUAUUUGGUGUGUAUUUUUUUUUGGUUUGUUUUUUAUUGACUUCCCCUUGAUUGUUUUUCUUUUGUGUGAACAGUGAGAUGUUUGUGUUCUUUGAAUGGAUUUGGAAUUUCUUUUAAC
Messenger RNA from Impatiens glandulifera, 1515 nucleotides. RefSeq names its product PTI1-like tyrosine-protein kinase At3g15890. The transcript is spliced from 4 exons. The record is from RefSeq and is a predicted model, not a curated record. Gene Ontology annotation, biological process: protein phosphorylation. Gene Ontology annotation, cellular component: plasma membrane. Lineage: Eukaryota; Viridiplantae; Streptophyta; Magnoliopsida; Ericales; Balsaminaceae. The coding region runs from base 282 to 1343 and encodes 353 amino acids. Gene Ontology annotation, molecular function: protein kinase activity; ATP binding.